CCUUUAAAAGCCCAAGCUCUACAGUUUUGUGUCCUAAUGCAAGCAAGAGGGACUGGAGAAAUCAGGACAGCAGAAGACAUGUCGGAGCAGACGUUCAAGGUGAUCAUUGUAGGGGCUGGGCUGGUGGGGUGUGUUGAAGCCAUCUACAUGGCCAGGAAAGGUGUCAAGGUGAAAAUAUUUGAACAGUUUGAAGAUCCCAGGACCUGGAGCGAGGAGAGGGCCCGCAGCAUCAACCUGACCAUGUCACCCAGGGGUCAGCUGGCCCUACGAGAGAUCGGCCUGGAGGGGGAGGUGUUGAAAGAUGGCGUGCUGGCCAGGGGUCGCAUUGUGCACGACGGCAAGGGCAACAAGAAGCACAGUCCAUACAACGAGAAGGGGGAGGGUAUCGUGUCACUGAGGAGAACACAGCUAAACAGUCUGCUCAUUAACGCUGCCCUCAGACAUGAAGGUGUGGAGAUUUUCUUCCAGCACGAGCUGACCUCUUGUGACGUCAACAAGGGCAGGUGUACUUUCAAGGUUACCAGCGGUGGCCAGGUGCAAGAACUGGAGUGUGGAGCAGACCUGAUCAUCGGGGCAGACGGCGCCCACUCAGCCGUCAGGGAACAGAUGUUCAAGGCCAGGAAGCUCGACUUCUUCAAGCAGGAGUAUCACGACGACGGCUACAUGGAGCUCAAGGUGCCCGCAGGUCCAGGGCAGCAGUACCAGAUGGAGCCUGACAUGCUACACAUCUGGCCGAGAGGAGAGUUCAUGCUCAUCACAUUCCCCAACCUGGACGGAACUUUCUCUGGAACUUUGUUCAUGCCCUUCAAGAAGUUUGAUGAGGUCAUGUCCGACAAGACCGUCAUGCUGGACUUUUUUAAUAAAGAGUUCCCAGACCUGGUGCGAAUGGUGGGAGAGAAGAAUCUGAUACAUCACUUUUUUGAACGAGAGGACAGACGUCCUGGGAGGCUGGUGUCCAACCAGGUCAAGCCCUACCACGCCGGAGAGAAGGUCCUCAUCAUGGGGGACGCUGCCCACGCUAUGGUGCCCUUCUACGGGCAGGGCAUGAACUCUGGUUUUGAAGAUUGUCUGAUCCUGGAUGAAAUCUUCACCAGACAUGGCUUCAACAAAGAGAAGAUCGGUCGUGUCCUGAAGGACUUCUCCGCCGCGAGGUGUGACGACGGCCACGCCAUCAGCGAGAUGGCACAUGCCCACUACAAGGAGCUGAGAUCUGAUAUCGCCGGACCCGUCUUCUACCUGAGGAAGUUUCUGGACAACAUGCUCUACAGGGUGUUCCCCAACAAUUGGGUACCGGAGUACACAAUGGUCGCCUUUACCAACACGUCGUACAGCAAGUGUCGUCAGGAGACUGCCCGCCAAAAGUUCAUCAUCAACAUGACCUUAGGGUUCUUCAGCUUUUGCGCCGUCCUCAUCGCUUUGGCAUGCAAAGCUUGGCUUUGGCCUUGAACUUGUCCACCAGUCAAGGACAGUCCGUGGACUGCGUUGUUUAAAAAUUUCGCGUGACUGUUGUUUGUGCUUUAAACAUACGAAUUUAUAUUUACUGAAGGUCUGUGAUGGUUUACAAAGUAUUACACUGUAUAGUUUUGAAGACUUCUAUUUACUUGUUAACCUUUCCAUGUUUAUAAUGUUUAUGUGUUUACAUUUUAACCUUAUUUUGCUACAGAUUUUAAUUCUUUUUCGGAUGUACACAAUGUUUAUACACAUAUCUCCGUAGAUAAUAAUAAUAUUUUAUUUUAUUUAAAAAAAACUAAAUAAUUAAUUUUUUCGAACACAAACCUCUAUGAGGUCGACGAUAAAAGAAGUCCAUCUUUUUGUGACGAUGUUUAGCCCCUCCCCUUCACUACAAAAGAUCAGAUCCAGCUUAAGUUGGUAGCCAAACCUCAGCCCAUCAACCCCUUCACUACAAAAGGUCAGAUCUAGCUUAAGUUGGUAGACAAACCUCAGCCCAUCAACCCCGUCAUAUUGUAUUUUUUUUCAAGCAGCCGUUAAUAACUAAGACGUGUGUGGAUUAAGUAAAGUAUGUUAAUCCAUUGUAUAGUAACAUUUUAAAAAGCUAAUCCAUAGCUAAAAUUCAGUUUCGAAAACUUACUUUUUUAAAGUGACGUCACACAUUGUAACACACUGCAGCCCCCGAUCGUCACACCACGUCACAAAAACCUCUCCUCUCCCUCGGAAGGUGACGUUAUUAAUGGACGACACACUGCGUUGGUUUAUCAAUUUACAAAUCUGUUCAUCGAAUAUUUUAACAUCAAAUUUUAGCAAUUGACAAAUCUAUUCAUCAAAUAUUUUAACAUCAAAUUUUAGCAAUUGACAAAUCUAUUCAUCAAAUAUUUUAACAUCAAAUUUUAGCAAUUGACAAAUCUAUUCAUCAAAUAUUUUAACAUCAAAUUUUAGCAAUUGACAAAUCUAUUCAUCAAAUAUUUUAACAUCAAAUUUUUCUUGUCUCUAAAUCUAAAGUGGGUGAAUUUAAAUUGAAUCAAUUCAUAUGUUUUUGUUCUACUUAUUUAAUAUAGAGGUGUGCCAAUUUUAAUUAAUUGUUUAACUUAUUUCUUCUUUUAUCUUGAAAAUUCACGUCAUUGUUUUUUAUGAACAAGCUGGGUGAUUUUUCUCCACAAUGUAGUGAAUUUUUAUAAUAGUUUUCUAGUAUUGCAAUGCUCAUAGAUUUUAUUGUUUUCUUAUUGGGGUUAAUUUGAUUGACUUCUGGUCUUCUAAGGAUACAGAUACCUUUUUAAUUAAUUUUUAAUUAAUUACAUGAAUCAAGUCAAACAGAAUGCCGGAUGGCUUGAACUGACUGCAUGAAUCAAGUCCACUUGAAUGCCGGUUGAAUAAGUUUUUCCGCUGAAUCUCCCAACACUAAAAGCAGUAUUUAAUUGUGAUUAUAAUCUGAAUCUCCCAACACUAAAAGCAGUAUUAAAUCCGCUGAAUCUCACAACACUAAAAGCAGUAUUAAAUCCGCUGAAUCUCCCAACACUAAAAGCAGUAUUAAAUUGUGAUUAUAAUUUGUGCACGCUGGCUAACUUUGAAUUGAUUGAUGUACAUUGAUUUAUUUGCUUGUAAAAAUGACUGAUGAAAUAUUUACAUGUCGAUGUAAUAAAGAAGACAAAAACAGUU
Messenger RNA from Physella acuta, 3111 nucleotides. Its product is annotated as kynurenine 3-monooxygenase. Gene Ontology annotation, cellular component: mitochondrial outer membrane. Gene Ontology annotation, molecular function: FAD binding; kynurenine 3-monooxygenase activity. Lineage: Eukaryota; Metazoa; Mollusca; Gastropoda; Physidae. The record is from RefSeq and is a predicted model, not a curated record.